GAGGGAAUGGGGAGGGGGUGUCUGGUCACACCGUGACGUAAUUUCGCCGUGCGACAACGUUUGACGUCAGUGACACACGCAAUAAGUACACGCCGUCAGAAACAAACGUCAUGACAUGGCAGUCGUGUCCUGACUUUCACUCCAGGGCUUGUCACUAUGGCCGUCUGCACUCACAUCCAGUGCAAUGGAGGAAUCGAAUAAGGUGCUUGCAGUCAAGAACGACCCCUCAAACGACGCACAGAGCGGCACUCCGAUAGACGAACCCAAGACAGAAUGCCCAUACCCCAGAGUCACGCAGAGUAAAAAUGACAGCACUGUGGAUGUGUCGUCAUCGUUGUACGGCCAGUCACAGUCUUCUCACGAGCUGGUGCGCUAUGUCGUGUCCGACAUGCUGGGCAAAGGUCACUACGGCUCGGUGUUUCUGGCGGUGCACGAGGCCACCAGCGCCAGGUUCGCCCUCAAGAUCCUGAGGAAGAACUUCCGCAAUGUGCAGAAGUACGCCUACGUGGAGGAAGGGGUGCUGAGAAUAGGGAGGAACUGUCCCUUCAUUAUCCGUCUCUUCAACAGCUUCCAGACAGACAAUGCCUAUUAUCUUGUCAUGGAGUAUGCUUCGGGAGGAAAUCUCAAAGAAGUCCUCGAGAAAUAUGGACUUUUGUCGGUUGAUGUAGCGAGGUAUCUAGCAGCGGAGAUGGUGCUGGCCCUGCAGUUCCUGCACGAGAACGGAGUGAUCCACAGGGAUCUCAAGAUCCAGAACGUGUUGCUGUCCAGUCAGAAUCACGUGCGUCUCAUCGACUUUGGCCUCAGCAAGCUGGGCAUCUACAGCGGUGACGUCACCGGCAGUGGGUGUGGCACACCCUUCUACAUGGCGCCUGAGAUACUGCGGCGGAUACCAUACAGUCACCAGGUGGACUGGUGGGCGAUGGGCGUCUUGCUGUACAAGAUCAUUACAGGCUCCUUUCCUUUUAUGGGCAAGACGAACCCCGAGGUGUUUGUGGCCGUCACACAUGACAAUGUUUACUACGACAGCUGGCUCCCCUCGGACCUGGUGCUCUUCCUGAAAGGAUUGCUGACCAAGAACCCAGCAAAGCGACUUGGCAAGACGGAGCUGGCUGGCAAGGACAUCAGGUCUCACAGCUUUUUCAGGCUCAUUGACUGGGGACUGGUCAGCUCCCAGAAAUACGAGCUGCCCCUGCUGGACUUGUCGUUAGAUACAAGUGAGCUCUCCCUCCUAUCUAAUGAUCGUCUGCUAACGUCUGCCAUUCCUAGUGGUUCGAAGCCAAAGUCGAAGCAGCACGUGUCCCGCCGACUGUCGGUGUCGGAGGAUGUCGUGACGAAGGAGAACAAACACUCUGAACGGCUGCCUCCUGUGACAACAUCGGCCAACCGGUCUUGGUGUCCACCUACUGUCCGCCCUGAUGCCCAGACCCUGUCCACCCCGCUCGGACUCUACUCCAUUGAACCUGGCAAGAGCUGCUUGUCGGACAACGAGAGUGUGACUAGAGAGAGGGAGGAAGGCCUGAAUGCCAAAUACCCGUAUCUCACAUCCGAAAACCAGGUGGGGCAGGACGACAAUGGGAAGCUCUCCGAGUUUACUCUUGCACAGAAGCGAGCGGGUGGAAACACUGACCCUGGCUCUUAGCACUUGAUUCCUCCCCUGGCAGACCAAGCACCGGUGUGGACUGGACAAACUACUGACCUCCGAGUUGACCUCAAGACCGGCCUUGAGCCUGGCACAGCGCCGUCUGCAAUGUCACGUGAUCACCAAGGCUCCACGCGGCCAAUGACAGGGAGAACGUUGAUGAGAGAUGACAGGAGAUGACGGAUUCAUUCAUUAGUCAAUCUCUUGUCGCAGCUUGCAGUUUCUGUGUUCUCUCUAUGCUAUCAAGGCGAUCGGACUUCUGUGUCUAAAUUUUAUUGUGAAAUUUUGCAGAAGUAAAUUUAUUCGGCCUCCUC
Messenger RNA from Pomacea canaliculata, 1953 nucleotides. Its product is annotated as protein kinase C eta type-like. Gene Ontology annotation, molecular function: protein serine/threonine kinase activity; ATP binding. The transcript has 11 exons. The coding region runs from base 185 to 1639 and encodes 484 amino acids. Gene Ontology annotation, biological process: intracellular signal transduction; peptidyl-serine phosphorylation. The record is from RefSeq and is a predicted model, not a curated record. Lineage: Eukaryota; Metazoa; Mollusca; Gastropoda; Architaenioglossa; Ampullariidae.